Messenger RNA from Drosophila sechellia, 2014 nucleotides. It is a transcript of the gene ppk6, whose product is annotated as pickpocket 6. Gene Ontology annotation, cellular component: plasma membrane. Gene Ontology annotation, molecular function: ligand-gated sodium channel activity. Gene Ontology annotation, biological process: sodium ion transmembrane transport. The transcript has 5 exons. Bases 519 to 1985 code for a protein of 488 amino acids. Lineage: Eukaryota; Metazoa; Arthropoda; Insecta; Diptera; Drosophilidae. The record is from RefSeq and is a predicted model, not a curated record.
UCGGGGAAUAUACUCUCUCGAACUGGUUGGGUCUCUUUGCUGAGUUUGUUUGCUGAUUAGGAACUCAUGGUUGAAGAAACGGAAUUGACACCCGUAAUUAGUCAAAUGCUAAUCGAUUUUGAGGACACUUUUAGCCAACAAAUUGACGCUUUUAAUUGCGUAUUAACUUCGAAGCCAACAAGUUGUUAGUAGGUUAGCGACUAAGUCAAAAAAGCAAUUUAUAAGGUGUGAAAAUUCGGUUUAAAAUCAAAAUUAAAAGAUUUAGUCAUAGAAAUUGGGGGAAUCACAAGUUACUCAAAAUAUUUACUAUAUCCACACUAGUGUAUUAUAAUUACGGCUUCUAGUGUACAAGUUAAUUAAUUCGACCAAUAAACUUUUAGAAUAGUAAACUUACGGCUAUUGGUCACAAGUUAGUCACUUAAUUAACCUAUAAUUAGCACCCAUUAUUUCAGGCAUUAAGGACACUAGCGUGGCCUAUAAAAGCCAGGAAGUUGAGCACCAGGUGCAGACAGUACAAAAUGAUGGAAUCGGGAAAGUGGCCAACCAGCAGAAAGCGUCGAAAGGAUCCAAGUUCGAUUAGGACAGCCAUACUGGCAACUUUCUGGGAGUACACGGAGCGGACUAAGGUGAGCGGCAUGUGGCUUAUGCGGCGGAAUCGUACCUACGGUCUGUCUCGGUUCAUCUGGUCCUCGGUACUGCUGCAGUUACUCCUGCUGAGCAUCUACCUCACCCUGCUGCUGUGGCUGAAGUUCUACUCCUAUCCCAUCCUGAACACCAUCUCCAAUGAUCUUUCCAUUACGGACGUCGCCUUUCCGGGCGUUACCAUCUGCAGUCCGAAGGUGGUCAACUCGGAGCGGGUCGAUCGCUAUGUCAAGACGCUUAAAAUUCCCAAGGAGUACGACAUGGCAGAGGUGAUCGCCGGAUUCGAUUUCCUAAACGCCUUCACGGAUCAGAGUUUUGAGCCGCCGGGACACGAUAGCUAUCGAGCCACCGACGCCGUUCUGCGGCUGAACAACGUGUCCAUCUGGGAGGCGGCCAUGGCCGUUAGUCCGGGUUGCUUCGAUUACGUGAAACGCUGCUUCUGGGGCCACACGGAGUUUCAGUGCAACCAGAGCCACGAGUACCUAUCGUUCAUACCCACCACUGCGUACCUGGGACCCUGUUGUUCCUUCAACUAUAAUCCCAGAAACGCCAGCUUCGUGCCCUUCUCGGCUAACAUUUUUGGCAUGGACGGAGGACUGACCUUCGUGGGUGCGGAGGGCAGCGAGCGGAACUUAAACACCGGCCUGAUAGUACUGGUCCACCAUCCCAUGGACUAUGUGACUGAGGCGGCUACUUCGGUAACAAUUACUGCUCAAUCCGAAAGCUUUGUGGAGGUAUCGCCGACGGUGCAGAGCUCCUCGGUGGAGGUGCUAGAACUUUCGGAACGUAAGAGGGACUGCCUCAUCUCGGGUGACCUGCAGCUGAGCAACUAUCGCCAGGCCGCCUGUCUCCUCGCCUGCCAGACGGAGGCCAUCGUCCAGAAGUGCGGCUGCCAUCCGUAUCUGCUGCCCAUCGUGGGCAACAAGUUCAAGGAGUGCAAUCUAAACGACACCUUCUGCUAUUCUGCCAACUAUGAUAACUUCAAAAGUGUGCGAUGUGAUCAGUGCCUGCCCAAUUGCUAUGAUGUCACCUAUUCCACGCUGUCCUACAAAACCGAUCUCAACCAGCAUCAGUACUCAGUCAGCCGCUUCUACUCUCCGGAACUGCUUAACAACGACAGUUUUGUGCUCCGGGUUUAUUUGGCCAAACAAGUGGUUCCAGUUAUCCGGAAAGUGACUGUUAUGUCUUGGAUUGGCUUACUAUCGGAUUUGGGUGGCAUCUUUAACCUCUGCCUGGGACUAAGUAUGAUUUCAGUGGUUGAGUUCUUUUACUAUUGCACAUAUCGCUUGUACAUAAACUACCAACUGCAGAAGGCUCAGCAACCCAGGAAGGCGUGGCAAUAAAACAAAUAAAAAAUAAAUAAAUUUUAGUA